Messenger RNA from Microbotryum saponariae, 1641 nucleotides. Lineage: Eukaryota; Fungi; Basidiomycota; Microbotryomycetes; Microbotryales; Microbotryaceae. The record is from the annotation of a GenBank genome assembly.
AUGAUUGGCGCCAAAGCCGACGAGUGCCAAAAAUUGACCCAGGGUUCGCCAAGACUUUCCUUGGAGUUCGCUUUUGACGCGGACGCCAGCCAGCUUGGUCGAUCGAACUCGACCUCUCUGGCCUUGUCUUGGGCAUUCCCCUCUCCCCCAUCUUGCGCUCUUGGCGAACACAUCACCAACGCCCUCUUCAGUGAGCCACUGCCUUACGAACGCGACCACCACUUCAUCGAACAAUAUCCGACGACUAUGACGACCCAGUGUCCAGCGUCACCCGCCCUCUCGCCGCGGUCCCAGUCGCCCGAGACCGCGUCAAAGCCCGUGUCCGCGCCUGCGGCCCAGGGCAACGGUGACGAAGCGCCUCCCGCCGCGGCGGGCUCGCCUUCCAUUGACGCCAUCCUUCGUUCGUACGCCUUGCCGGGCAACAACGACGUCGAUCUCCUCAAAGCUCUCUUGCACGCCAAAGCCAAGGAAGACGAGGUAAGCCUCCCGUCCCUCUCCUAUCGUCUUUCUCACCCAGCCCUCCCCGUGCCUCGCAUCGGAGACUCGGGAGGGCCCGAGUUGCUGCGUGCGGUCCAGGCGCCAGGCGCGGCCAAGCUAUUUUCGGUUGGCGCGCUCUUGGGCUUGGCGAAGCUCUCCGCGCAGUGAUGUGACGCCCGCCAUUGCUAUCAAUAGCCCCAUUAGCUUCGCAAAACUGACCCUCGUUUUCCCCUUUUAUUUUUGCCACCUUUUUCCGAAAUCCGCGCCACAUCUUACAACCGAUCACAGCGUCUAGCUGCGCUCGAUCUUUUGCGUGUUGAACAACUUCGCGCGGCCAACACUCUGGCGAUGCACCAGGCCUGGUGGAUGCAGGCGCAAAUGCAGCAACAUUCAGCGUAUGCGGCGGCCGCCGCUGCUGCGGCUCAAGGCAAGAAGAGCCCCGCAUCAACAUUCACCCCUGUCACACCACCCCUUUCCGGCGUCGAGGCCCCGGCGUCGUGGCAACAACUUUCUUCGCGUCUGUUGUCGCCCGUUCCCCCUUACUCGCUAUAUCCGGCCACUGUCAGCGCCUCCGCCGGUUCCUUUCGAGAAAGCUCGGUAUCCGCCCAGGCCGGCCCCUCUUCCGAGCAGGUCUGUAAGCGCGCCAGAGCCGCCAGCACCGCCUCGAGCUCGUCCUCGCGCUCGAGGACUUCGUCGUCGAGCACCACUUCCAUCAGCUCUGUCGAAGAGGACGAUGUCGCUUUGACCGGCCCCGCCUCAAGGAAAACCAAGCGCAAUGCCCCUGUUGUCAAGGCGUCCGCCGCUUCGGCCCCGGCCAAGAAGACCUCGCACGAGGAAGUGAUGCAAGCCCUUCGAGCUAAGUGCGAGCGCAACCUCUCGGCGUCCAAGGCCAACCGACCACGCGCUCUUGCUCCUCGGCCCCUCAAGCCCUCCGCCGUCACUGUGCUCCCGAGUGUGCUCACCGGCCCCGUGUCCCCCAAGACGAUCCCGAUGUCCCCCGUUCGAACCACGGCGACGAUCGCGCGCGAGAUCAAGUCGCCCUCACCCCCUCUUCGUCAAUCGGCCGUUUUCACCCCCGCGGACGAGCAGAUCGCCGCCGGCUCAUUGAGGAUGCUCAUCCAUGCCGCCAACGCUUCCGAACCCGUCGCUGUCGAGGCCAACUGA